GUCUUGUUGAAUUAAAAUGUGUUACGUGUAGAUUGUGGUGUUCAGUGGGGAAAUGCAUUAAAUACCUACAUUUCUUAACAUGAACAAUUGCUUAUUUACUUCUGAUCGCGCGACCGCGGUAUCUUCUGGUCAGAUGCGAGACCGGCGCUCACCAAUUGUCCGGCCAAGUAGUGAACGCUUUAACAACAAGGAGAUAAAGGCUACGUCAUGACGCCGGGAUUGGAUUUGCCAUAUGCCAUCACAAAUGUGUCGUCUGAAGAAGACAAGAUCAUCAAAAAGUGUCUAGUAGGAUACACAAGACCGUUCGUAAAGUGCGGUAAGCAGGGCUACGUGAUGUCCGGGGUGUUUAAGAAGCAUGCUGAGGCCAUCUACAACCUGCGGGUCAGGCCUGAUGACGUGUGGGUCAUUACUUUUCCCAGAUCAGGCACAACUUGGUCACAAGAGCUGGUGUGGUUGCUAGAAAACAACCUGGACUUCAACACUGCAAGAGAGAAACCUUUGUUUGAGAGGUUUCCCAUGUUAGAAAUCACAUCGAAAAUCCCAGAAAUAGCCGUAGAAUUGAUCAAGGCAGACUUCAUGAACUUGGGCAGUUUUCAAGGGCUGAACGAAGCGGUCAAAACCCCCAGCUGGAAGACCAUUGAAGAGGCUCCAAGUCCCCGGUUCAUCAAGACACAUCUGCCCUUGUCCUUACUGCCUCCAGACCUGAUAAACACUGCCAAAGUUGUCUACGUGGCAAGAGAUCCUCGAGACGUCUGCGUGUCCUAUUAUUAUUUACACAAGAUGGUUGCCAAGAAUUUGGCCAGAGCAACUAUGAUCAACUUCUGGGAAGCUUUUAGAAGAGAUCUGUUGCCGUGGUGUCCAAUAAUAGAGCAUACCAACGAGGCAUGGAAACAGAGGAGUCAUCCCAACCUCCACUUCGUGUUCUAUGAAGAUCUGAUUAAGGAUCUGCCAUACGAGAUAAGAAGGAUGAGCGAGUUCCUGGGGAGGCAGACGACGGACGCCCAGGUGAAGCAGCUGGCCUCCUUCCUCAACUUCAACACCUUCAAGAAGAAUAAGAGCGUCAACAACACCACUGGUGACAACAAUCCCGUGCAGUUCGUGAGGAAAGGUGAAGCAGGAGGCUGGAAGUCACAUUUCGACGACAAAAUGACGCUGCAAGCUGAGGAGUUCCUUAUAGAGAGGCUAAAGAGUACCGAUUUAGAAUACCCCUCCUUUCCGAUGCGUGAGACAACUACCCUAUAGACGUAGGCAUAGAAUAGGGAAUAAUACUAGAUACGUAUAGAAUGGUAACUCUCCGCCCCGCACCAAUUCACCCCCACCCCCCACAACCCUCUCACACCCCCUUUGUGUCGUACUUUAGUCUUCAAUGACCCGCGCCUAUCUGUCUCACUCGCACUAACGCGAUAAGACGGCACUCGGUAAGAAUGAGAUUUUUGCAUGGAGUGUCCGGGGUGUAAUGUAAAUUAAGAUUUCAUGCUGCGGCACGGGACUUCCCUAUGUAUGGAUAGGGAGAUCGGGC
Messenger RNA from Pectinophora gossypiella (pink bollworm), 1519 nucleotides. It is a transcript of the gene Sult, whose product is annotated as sulfotransferase 1C4-like. The transcript is spliced from 8 exons. Gene Ontology annotation, biological process: sulfation. The record is from RefSeq and is a predicted model, not a curated record. The coding region runs from base 208 to 1242 and encodes 344 amino acids. Gene Ontology annotation, cellular component: cytoplasm. Lineage: Eukaryota; Metazoa; Arthropoda; Insecta; Lepidoptera; Gelechiidae. Gene Ontology annotation, molecular function: sulfotransferase activity.